Racocetra persica is the source of this 516-nucleotide messenger RNA. The record is from the annotation of a GenBank genome assembly. Lineage: Eukaryota; Fungi; Glomeromycota; Glomeromycetes; Diversisporales; Gigasporaceae.
CAAUUACGAUCCCCAAAUUUACCUCUAUUCGGAGAUCAAAAUGAUGGUAUUGACAUGGAAAAUUUAUGGGCACAAACCGAAAAAAGUCAUGCUAUUAUAAAUGCUCAAAUUCCGGGGCAAGAUUUUUCGUCACUAAAAUUUGAAUUUAUUCUCACUGACCCACUUCCAAAUGAUAUUAAUACUUAUUACGCGUCAAAUGAACUCGAUUCAGUGUUUCGAGACAAUUUUAGAGGACAAAGUAGCGUUAGAAAUACUUCUGAACAAAAUGUGUUUGUCGAGCUACACAAUGGCACACUGGAUUUUAGUGGAGAGAAUUCCGUGUUGGAGAUGUUAGAGGGUGUUAAUGGAAUGCAUAUUAGUGAAACAGGUUCUCCUGACAAUGGUUCUUGUAAUUCCCUCGGGAAUUUUAGCACCAUUCCCCAAAGAGCUCGUAGAUCUAGACGGGAAAGCAACCGUCGCUAUUAUCUAAGACAUCAAAGAAGAAGGAUGAGACGAUUAGCCCUUCAACGACAUUAG